Molecule: messenger RNA, 4293 nt
Organism: Pomacea canaliculata
Lineage: Eukaryota; Metazoa; Mollusca; Gastropoda; Architaenioglossa; Ampullariidae
Exons: 9
Coding region: 403-2853 (816 amino acids)
Source: RefSeq, a predicted model, not a curated record
UCUACGAUUGGCGCUUGAAGAAAUGAAGUCAUAAUUUAAAUCAUGGUGAUAAAAAUUGUGCGAUAAAACUAAACGGUAUUGCAAGAUUUUUAAACAGUUGCACUGACUUUUGUAUCAUUAGUCUGGAGAUCAUCUCAUUUAAAACAGUUAUGGCAGAUAAGUCAAAAAACGGAACUAUGGAGGAUACGACUGGUUUCAGCACAUUUAACCCACAAGCAAACAAAAACGGUAAUCGGCAAGAAGAAAAUUGAAGAGGCUUUGGCCUUAAGAGAAAGACUGGAAAAAUGGAAAAAAGAAAGAAAAAAUAGAGAUCUGGGGAAGGAAAGACUUGUUACUAGUCGCCAGGUUCAGAGAAAUAUCUUCAGGCCAGUAGCAAAUGCCACAGUAGGUGCCCAAGCUGCUAUGGACUCCUGCAACAAGAGACGGUCAGUAGCAGCAGUCUUCACUUCUCAAGCAUCCAAUAUUUCUCAAGGUAAUACAAAGGCCCAUUGCUCAAGCAUGAAACCACCUAUAGGAAGACGACACAGUAUUUCUGGAUCAAAGCGGGCACUUAGUAAAAUAGAAAUACAAACAUCUUGCAAAAAAGUUCCUAAUAAAGAAAAUUCAAAUACUUUCAUAAAAGAUCACACAAAGAAGGUUGACUUCACUGACAAGCUUGAUAUCAAAGAGAGCAGGUCAGAAAAACAGUUGAAGGAUGAUCAAGAGAAGGAAGAAGAAAUAAUUGACAAAACGGAAGAUCUUAUAUUGGAUACACCUAAUAUCUGUGAGCAGAAACAGAUUGUUAACUGUGCAUUGAAGCUAUAUUCAUCUUCAACAACUCCAACAUCAAAGAAAAGACGAAUUUCCAUGUACCGUCCAUCUGAUCUUGUGGUCAGUUUUCCAAGGGAUUCCAUCAGUGGGGAGACAUUAAAACUUCAUCUAAUCUCACCUACAAUAGCUGAAAAUCCAUUGGCAAUCAACUCUGCAAACAAUGGUCCUAAAGGUAAUGAACCAGUUGCUUUGACGGAAAAUGUACACAUUGAAUCAGAAACUGGCUCACAGCAAGAAAAUGCACAUUGUAAACUUGUGAAGAGUAGCAGAUCAACAAGCGCAUCCCAGCAGUGUAGCACCGAUUCUUCUGUUUUGCUCAGUAAGGCUGCUGUUACCAAUGCGCCCAAAAUAGGAUCCUGUAAGACACCCAGGUUCAGCUAUAGUGCACAGUUUUUAAAGUCUAAGAGACGGUCUGUACCGACUACUCUUGCACAUGGUCAGACCUCUGGAGUAAAGUUGCAGAGUCACCAAGGCCUUCAAGCACCGAAUUUCUGUCAUCUUCAGAAGUCUGUCGCAGAGAAGACACCAAGCAGAAGCAUUCUCAAGCGUCGGUCAUAUUUCUGGGGAGAAGUGAAGUCUCAUACUGACAGUGGAGAUUCAGUUCCCACAGACUCCAAGGAUCAAGCAUUGUACUCUGAAGCCAAGCAAGAUGAUGGCCUCCCAGCAUCCAGAUGGCAAGAUGGGAAGGUGGAGGCAUGUGACCAGCAGCAUGUGGGGAAAAGUUCCAGCCAUGUGACCUUUGCAUCAGAUGUAGAGUCAAAGAAAAACAGCUCAACUUUCAGGAAAACUCCACUAACCAUCAGAGAUCAUAGAAAUGCUGAUCCAGUCAGACAUAAACCUAAUGAGUGGAUGGCAUGCAAACAUCAUACCCACAGAAUGAGACACAUUAGCUGCUUCCUGUCCCAAAACCCCAAAGAGGAGACGAGGCUACGACUGCAACUUAAACCUUCCAUGACAGUGAAACAGCUAUCUGAGCAGGAGGAUGCUCUAGUGGAAGAGGAGUUGAGAACAAAUCUGCUGGAGAAGUUUGAAUCACGGGAUUCAGUAGACUUGUCUCUAUACAAUUUCAGCUCUUCGCCACUUAUUGGUGCUUCUCAUGAAGACAAAACAAAAGAUGAUAAUGAUGAGCUUAAAAAGGAAACUGAUGUUAUAGCAGAAAUGGGAGAGAUGGGAAAAGACAAGGAAGUUCAUGUUGAAAAAGCUGUGCAGGAAAUGAACUUAGAGGAGAAUGACAGAGACAGUGAUGAGAAAUCGGAGUCUCCUGGAGUUGACAAGGGCAGAGAGGAAAUGUCAGAUAGCACAGACAUCAACGACCUCAGUCGUCUGGACGUUGACUUUGACAAAUGUCUGGCUGCUGUUGAAGAGGGCUUACUUUCUAGCACUGAUGCAAUAGAAUGGCUGGAUGCUGUGGCUGACUCCUUUUGUAAUGUGAAGCACAGUGUCAAGUGGUAUCAAUGCAGAGUUGCUGCUCUGCGAAUGUCUGGUGACACUGACAGGCUCUUGGCAACUUUUGAAGAGGCAAUCAUCAAUGAUGUCCAGACUAGAGUGAAACUGGCAUCAUUAGUGACAGAAACCAUGAAGAAGUUGUUGAGUUCUGGGAGGAGUCUGAAGAAAGGACGUUACUCAGUGGCAACACCUAAUUGUUUAGGUGGCAGCACCAGCAAAAGGCGAUCAACAUUUCACCACGUUCCGCUGGAAGAAGUCCAGCAGGAAAAUGUCUUUGAGUCAACCACUGUAAAGUACUCAGUGGUAGAAGUCACACCAUUUAAAAAGAGGCGCCGAUUGACAGAAGAAGGUGACCGCCUGGUAUCUGUCAUCACCCCUGUCCGUCGAUCAGCUCGGCUGAUUGCAGCACAAACCAAAUCUGUCAGUGAAAAGCGACCACCAAGAUAUCAAAAGGUUUACUCAACCCUCAAAGACAUUCCCAAGCAGGAGAAAGAAUGUAUGUUGUUCCAGCCAAACAAAGCAUUAAACCCAAUACUUAGUAGUGCAGACAACAGCUGCCUUGACCAGGACGAAGAGAUAAAGUCCCAAGAAGGUUAAUUUUGGGACGUCUGGUCGAAAUAUUUCUCUUGAGCAGUUGAUGAAUUCACUUGACCGAAAAAUUGUCAGUUCAUAAGGUGCUUUGCACAGGCACAUAUGAAACAAUAUUGAAUGCUUUAACUUCCAGAAGAUUUUAAAGGCUAAUCCAGAUCACAUAUGAAAUUACACUAACAUUUGCUGCCAGGUUAAAAGAACAUAGUUUAGUCAGUUUGUCAAAUUUGAGUGUUAUUCAAAACCUUUUAAGAUUACAUGAAUUGACCUAUAUUUUAACAUAUGAUAACACUUAAAUUGUAGACUUAGAUGACUUAGAAUUUAUGUUAAGGAGAUGUUUCUGUAGGAGGGAUUCUACUUUUAUAAAAAGAUGUCAAAUAAAAAAAAAUGCUUAACCUUUUAUAAAGUGCAGUUGAUGUUUGGAUAAUUAGAUGCUUAUUUCUUGGAAAUUGAAGUUAUUCGCUCAGAUUUCCUGUUUUUAUACAUUUGAAGAUAAAUGUUACAUGCAGAGUGUCUAUGACCAAAAUCUCUGGAAGAAAUAUUUUAAAAAUGUAGCAGUGAAAGCUAAGAAGUUUAUUUGAAGUUCAUUUAUUGAUCAAUUUGAUGAUCCUAUUGUUGAUUUGAUCAUUAUUAUCCCCAUGUGCUACAAAGUUUUUGAGAAGAUGUUAUGUGGAGUUACCUGCACUAAAUUUUUGUUGAGCAGAUGGACUGAUAAAGUUUGCCAUAGAAGCCUUUGCAUAGCAACAGAUAGUAGAUUCUGCAUUGUCCAGUCUGUCCACUGUUAUGUUCACUGUUGACAUGUGUAAAUAAAUUUCUCCAUUUAGUAACCUUUGGAAACAAAUGUCGUAGAAGUACAUGUGCAUGCUGCAAUUGUAAUUUCAUUUGAAAAUUAUUUAAUCUUUGCUGUGAAUUUGUUUGUUGACAUAGUCUAAGAUAGCAAGAGUUGUAGCCUCACAUUAGACACAUUGUCAUGGCUGCUAGAUGUUGAUUGGUCUCCCUUGGAUUAAACUGCUAUGUUAUGUAGUGUAGACUAGGUAGGCUAAUCCUCUGUGCACAUAUUUGUCUCCUGUAAUAUGCGAUGCAACAUCGUGGGUAUAAAUAUUCCAGAGAAAUAGUUGCGAAUCACUUUUAUGAAGUGAAAAGUUCAGCUACUUGUUUCCCGUUUUUCUUUUGUGCAAUAUGUUUAUACAUUGGGCAUGGUGCUUUUGACUUUUAAAGACGACAUUAAUACUUGGGUAUUCGAUUCCUUGUUUUUUAAACAUACUAUCUCGUUUCUCUGUCAUCUGCAGGGAAAUGAAAAUAAGACGACCAAAAGUUUAAAUUCUUGAUGAAAUGUUUUUGCGAUGUUAUUUGAUUUUUUAGUCGAAGUUUAUUGAUUAAUGGUAACAUGGCUUUUAACAUUUUUUUUUUUUGCUAAUUGUAAAUUAAACAUUUAAAGUUUGAAAUGUC